Phyllostomus discolor (pale spear-nosed bat) is the source of this 1035-nucleotide messenger RNA. Its product is annotated as cytosolic 10-formyltetrahydrofolate dehydrogenase-like. Gene Ontology annotation, molecular function: formyltetrahydrofolate dehydrogenase activity; aldehyde dehydrogenase (NAD+) activity. Bases 420 to 1022 code for a protein of 200 amino acids. The transcript is spliced from 5 exons. Lineage: Eukaryota; Metazoa; Chordata; Mammalia; Chiroptera; Phyllostomidae. The record is from RefSeq and is a predicted model, not a curated record.
CAUUUCUUAGAGUUUUCAAAAUCAAGUUUCUUGCAGGCUGGAGCCAUUCAUUUGUGACUUAUCCAAACCUUUUUUUUUUUUAAACAAAGUGGGUACUUCUUGUGUGUAGUCAGUUAUUAAAAUUUCUCUUCUGUUAUCUGUACAGUCAGCUUGUAACCUAGCCAAGAGUUUGUUAAAUGUCUGGCUCCCCAAAGGGAAAUAAAGUAAAAACCAAACAAACAAAUGUACUGCCUCUUUAAAUCCCAGGGAAGCUGCUUCAGGCUGUGGAGACUGAAACAAUGACUGCCAGACUUCGUGCUGGCUCCUCCGUGUUCAGUAUCAACACUCAGAACACAUAAUCUUGAGUUACAAAAGACAGAGUUCUUAUUGCCCACCCUGGCUCCAGCCAGCUGCAACCAGGAGUAUGGCCUGCUGCCUUCAUGGCUUCCUGCCACAAACAUGAGAGACUGGUGGAAGAAGUGAAAGAGCUAUGUGAUGGUGUGGAAUUAGAAAAUGAAGACAUUUACAUGGCAACAACCUUCAAGGACUUCAUCCAAUUGUUAGUGAGAAAGCUGCGAGGGGAUGACAAAGAGAGCGAGUGCAUCAUUGACUAUGUGGAAAAGGCAGUGAACAAGCUGGUCCUCCAAAUGCCCCACCAACUUUUCAUUGGGGGCAAGUUUGUGGAUGCUGAGGGUGCCAAGACCUAUGACACUAUCAACCCGACAGAUGGAAGUGUUAUCUGCCAGGUGUCCCUGGCACAGGCCAGCGAUGUUGACAAGGCAGUGGCUGCUGCAAAAGAUGCCUUUGAGAACGGAUUGUGGAGGAAGAUCAGCGCGCGGGACCGGGGCCAGCUCCUGUACAGGUUGGCAGAUCUCAUGGAAGAGCAUCAGGAAGAGCUGGCCACCAUUGAGGCUCUGGAUGCAGGUGCUGUCUACACACUGGCCCUGAAGACCCAUGUGGGCAUGUCCAUCCAGACCUUCCGCUACUUUGCUGGCUGGUGUGACAAGAUCCAGGUGGGCACUAGGCUCCCACCCGCUGCAUGAGAGCUCACACAGG